Molecule: messenger RNA, 2604 nt
Organism: Aspergillus puulaauensis
Lineage: Eukaryota; Fungi; Ascomycota; Eurotiomycetes; Eurotiales; Aspergillaceae
Exons: 7
Coding region: 1-2604 (867 amino acids)
Biological process (GO): nuclear-transcribed mRNA catabolic process, nonsense-mediated decay
Cellular component (GO): telomerase holoenzyme complex
Molecular function (GO): telomerase RNA binding; protein binding; telomeric repeat DNA binding
Source: RefSeq, a predicted model, not a curated record
AUGGCGCUCACCUUUCAAGAUGCGUGGCAAUCUGCGCUCACCGUUGAGAGAGACCUGCUAAAGAACCUCGCCGAGAAGGAGACAACAUUUGCCGAAAUAUCUAACAACAUAUCGGAACUCCGAACCGCUUCUCAAAACGCCAUAUUCCAAGACUUCGAGACUGCCCGCACCGUUGACGUUGAAGGUCGCUUAUGGGAGGCGCAUUUAAAAAUCAACACUCGGUUCCGGAAGCUGCUCUCCCGCUUUCGCGAAGACAAUGGCAAGAAGAAAAAGCCAGUAGAGAGGCGGAAGCUGGAGAAGCACUUUCUAGAAUUCAUUAAAUCAAGCCAGCGAUUCUAUCGUGGCUACAUUCAACAGCUGGCGUCGCACUACGAUGGCAUUCCGGAACUGGAGAAGGUUGCACGGAAGUUCGGUUUUGAAACUCUAUCGGCGGCGCCUCCGGUCCAACCUCUCGAGCACCUACGAAAAUACAUCCUUCAAUCGUGUCACGCGACACUUAUACGCCUGGGCGACCUUUCCCGUUAUCGCGAAACCGAACUGGCCACCAAGGAGCGCAAUUGGGGCCCAGCAAUCGGUUACUAUGAUCUAGCCACUGUAAUAUACCCAGCUUCCGGUGCGUCGCAUAAUCAGCUGGCUGUCAUUGCCCUUGCCGAUGCCAAUCAUCUGAGAGCUACCUACCAUCUGUACCGGGCUCUCUCCGCUCAGGAGCCACAUCCAACUGCCAAAGGGAACCUUGAAAUUGAAUUUAGAAAGGUUAUGAGUUUAUGGGCCAAAAGGGAGUUGAUUCGACCUGAGGACGCUGGUAUUCCAGGCAGAUCCUUGGCCCCGUGGUUUGUCUAUCUCCACGCCCAGUGUUACAGAGGCGUCGACUUCGCGGAGCAUGAGGAACUUGAAAGCGAAGUUCUUAACCAGCUUGCAGUCGAUCUGAAGGAGCGCUCCUUGGAGGGUACUCUACAGAAGUUUUGUCUUAUUAAUAUUUCAGCAGAAGACUUCUCUCGGGUUCGGUCGGAAGAAGAAUCAGUGUCAAACGCGCGUCUGUUUUUUCAGCGCAUUAACGUCAAAACAUACUUUACCCUCUUGCAGAUUCUCCUAGCUGAAAUCGAGAGGUUUGCUGUUGAAGACCCGAACAACAAUAAUAAAGACGCCAAAGUUGGGGCCGACAGGGUGACUGUCGUUGCCCGUCGAAUCUUACCAGCCCUUCGCAACUAUAGCUCUUGGCUCUUGACAGUCAGUGCGUACUUGGUUGCAUAUAAGGAGAAAGAUACUCCUCUGGCUGUCCAACUUACGGAGUUUUGGAAAAUCUACGCCAACACGCUCACGCUACUCGCCUCCACUUUUGACGUCGUCCACCUGCCAGAGGUAGAGUAUCUUCUCGAAGAAGACGAGGAAACCUUGUGUUUUAUGCCCCUCAGUAAAGGUACCACGUCCCGUAGGUACUUGGAUGCGAACGGUCGACCAAAGCCUUCAAUAAAUGACCCAGGGGUCGAAAGACAUCAUCCCAACAUUGAAAUGCUCUAUCGUAUCCGCGAAUUCGUGAUUGACGGUUUAGAUUUGGUUGUGGGCAAUAAAAUACCCAUUGCCCUUGUUGAUGACGAGGACAAGAAGACGUUUAUUUACAAGGAGGACGGUCUUCCUUCCCAUUUCUUUGCCAGUCCGUCCGGUCACCAUCACUCGCUCUCUGCAGCGAGUAUCGAAAGGGAGGAUAUUCAACGGGUUAGACAAGAGUCGAACUAUCCUUCGGAUGCUAGAAGUACAUUUGGGGAUUCUCAAUCAGCAUCCGUCUCUAUGUCGACUAAUAUGAACGGUAUCGUUGAAGGAGUUGAACGAUUGGUUGAGUCUGACACUUAUGAAAAUGCCCCAACUAUACCUAACCAUUUGGCGCACCCUAUGGACUCGAACCCGGCCUUGGCUCAGUUCUACGAUCCAACUGCAAACUCGGAUUUCAGAAGAGACAACCUUCAUACUCCUAUUGCUCCACCAGGUCUCGGACUUCCUAUGGAUAAUUAUUCCAGCGGAAUGGGCACAAUGUCGUCCUCCCAGUCAUAUACGCCGCGGCCGACCAUCCCUGGGCUCCCUAACAUCUGGAAUACUGCUUUCUCACCCGAAAUUCGCGACGCAUCCCCGCGAACUCCACCAGGGCUUGGUCCACCCCAAGGAUCAAUGCUCCCCAGACACACUAACAGUUCGGGCCUUCAAUAUACGCAGCAAGAUGCUAUAAAAAAUGACUUAGCAUUCCGCCAGAGCCUGCUUGCGCAAAACCAAUUAGAAAGCAACUCACUGAACGGGAGCGGUCCUAUGUCUCAGAUGCUUGCCCCGCAAACAUACCAUCAACGUCACUCUAGCUCUCCAUGGGAUCGAGACAGCAUACCCGCGGCUGGACCGUUUUCGCAACAGCCAUAUCAUCAGUCUGCCUUUGCAUUCCCCAGCCAACCGAUGUCAAGCGGCCAGGCCAAUGCUUCGUGGGCCAACAACGCCUUUAUCGAAAGUUCACUCCCAUCUGGAGCGGGGCUAUCAAGUCCGGGGAUCGGUGAUACCCGGAAGUCCUCAGCUCAGUUCGGCAUCAUUGGUCAAGGCCAAUCCCCUCGUCUCGGACAUGGUGGUUGA